This is a messenger RNA of Amoebophrya sp. A120, 12224 nucleotides long. The record is from the annotation of a GenBank genome assembly. Lineage: Eukaryota; Dinophyceae; Syndiniales; Amoebophryaceae.
GCCUUCGACGCCCUGCGAUUUUUUUCACCAAGUGGCGUCCAGUACUUAUUUUGGUUCGUGAGCAUCAAGGUGGCACAGCACAAAAGUAUUCUCGAAAAUUAUCAGCUCGGUUCUGGCGUCGAUGUCGAUCUUCUUGUCGUCUUCUGCGUCGUGAUCUUUUCGCGCGCGUCACUAUUGCGAUCUUCCGCGGGUUAUGUUUAAACGGUGACGGUCUCGAAAUGACGGACGAAUCUGAAGAGUCGUCGCCCGGGCUCGUCCACACGACCACCACAGGGGAACCACGGGGGAAGAAACUGCAUGGUGAGGACACAACCCGUGGUUCGAGUUCGUCCCGCUUCGGCGCCGAGCCGGGUAGCGGUAGCGCAGCGAGCAGGAGGAAUUCGAAUUACCUCGAGCCGACGUUAGACACCUCAUAACGAAUUGCUUCUCGUGCGCGCCACAGAACUACCCAGUAGUGGUUUAUUACCGACGAGCGGCGACGAAACGGCUUUUACAAUUUUGCUGUUGGUCGCGUUCCUGCAGAGAGAUGAGUCUGCAGGUCGUAAAGUCGAGAGCCAUGCUCCGGCUCUGCAGAAGCAGAUGCUUUGCCUACUGCCGGCGUUUCGUUCUUUUGCCAUUUCUCCUCUUCUCACCGGCCUACCGACGGGGGGUUUUGGCGCAGCUCCAAGCCGGCGGUUCCCCGGUUUGUCCCUGUAUCGACCCCGUGGCGCUGGGGAAGGUCGUGCCCGAUAACGGGACGCUGUCGUAUACAAGCGGCGGAACGACGUGAGAACAAGAAGUUGCUUUCAUCUCCUGUAGUACUACUGACUCGACGUGGUUUCAUCUCUGCUGAGGCGCGUAAUGUUGACUGUUGAUCCUUUCGUGUAGUCGUGUAGUUGGUGCAAAGACGGUGCAGGAGCGCAAAAAAGAUUCGUCUGUCACAAGAGAACGACUCUCACUUUCAAUAUCUUCAUUCAAGGUACACCCUAAAACAAACCUACGGGUCCUCGUGUGACCAGUGGGAUCUGGGCAGCACGCAUUUCGGGGACGUUGUAUAUUCAGGAUGCAACGGCAACCCCGCAACCGAUCCGGCGUGGUGCCACGACAAUUGGUGUUAUGUGGAUCCCUGCGAAUGUGCCAUGGACGACGCAGAGCAGACUGGCCUGUUUGCCACCCAGUUCCCGGACACCGCAGUAAACCUCGCGUACAGUUACAAAACCUGCGCCCAGUGCCACCGCAGAAUUUCUUCAAAUACCUGCCAACUCCCCGUCGGUCCGGAUACACACAGCAAGUGUCAAUGGGACUCCGUGAAUUCCAAUUGUACGGAGAAGCAAAACAGCAACCCGGCCUUGUCUGCCGCCGCAAUCAGCUGCGCCGCCAAAACCGAGGACACGUGCGGCGGGCAGAUGAAUCUGAACUGUCAGUAUGACGCCGCAUCAGCGACCUGCAGCCUGGCGACGCAGGAGCAGCGGGAAAGCGGCUGGGGCUGCCCGUUUCCGAAGAGCGGCGACGAUCGGUGCAAAUGCCUGAGUCCGAAGGAGGUGGGGUUCUUACCCGCAGCGGCGUUCGACGCGAACAACCAAAUCGCGUACACGAGAACGUCGGCGGCCGGGACCGUGCGGAAUUUGUCUCUCCCCGGGGACUACGGGGCCUACUGCCUCCCCUGGGACCACAUGGACACGCUGGGGUUCGAUUUUUACGGGUACGACGACCCCUCGACCUGCGGUGGAGACCCCACGGCGGUGCAGCCGCACUGCAAAAAGCAAUGGUGCUACGUGGACCCCUGUUCCUGCGACAUUGGGGUGAUCAGUCAGACCUCCAUGUUCGCAAGUCUCUACCCCACCGCCCAGGGCCUGGCCUACUCCUACGCCCCGUGCGCCAUGUGCAACCAGCGAGGGAUGUCCAGGAAAAAACACCCAUCCCAAUCCAUUUUUUGCAUGACAAGUACUGGAUUUUAUACGUUUUUUGCAUGACAAAUUGGAUGGGGAUGGGUGUUUCUGUUUUUUCCUCGAUAAGGGACGAAGGCAGCAUGUGAAGCGAGCUUGUCCUGUAUGAGGGUGCACAACUCCCCCUCCCCCUCAUUUGUCAUGCAAAACCCUAAAUCCAGUCGUGUCGCUUCCCUGUACCUUAGUUUGUAUGAAAAAUUUCGAAAGCCCAAACAGUACUAUAGAAGCUGCAUGUACAAAUUUGUAAUGCACAAGCUCCAGGUCCAGGGUCGACGGCGUUUGUACUGCUGUUCAUGCUAUACAAAUGAGGGGGAGGGGGAGUUGUGCACUGCCACUGUCAUAUCCUGUCGCUGGGACGCCAACGCAGAAUUCUGCAUGGAUGCCGUGGACGUAUUUUUUGAGUUUUAUAUCUUGAUAGGUACGUAGAGGAAGCUGGAAAUAGAGUAGGCUUGUGUAGCUUUUUGGAUGUUCUCUCGUUUUAUUCGCUGCUGCAAACCGCUCCCGAUACGAAUGAAUGUGUAUGAAUGCGAGGACAGACCACAUUACCAUCGUGGCAAAAGAAAAAUUUCGAGUCCCUGAAGAUAUUUAUCAACCAACCACCCCAGACCACGGUCGCUGCCCAGGACUGCGCGGCGCGAAGCCAAGCAAACUGCGGCGGCGUGGCCAACAAAAACUGCCUCUGGGAAAACGGGCAGUGCAGCUUGCAAUCGUUGGACGCGAUUAAGGCGGCGUUUGGAUGCGGGUACUUUUUCCAGGUCCCGGCCGUCGCCAACCCGCCGAAUUCGCGGUAUUACUCCUGUUCCACGCGCGUCGGGGAGUACAUUUACUACUUCGGGGGUAGCGGCUCGGACGAGCUCUGGCGGUUGAACCUCGGGCUGAAUAUUUGGGAAAGACUCGUCAGUACCGAUGACACAAGAACCCCGAAGGGACGGACGGGGUGCGCGUUGGUGUAUGACCCGAAGGGAAGCGUUUUAUACCUGUAUGCCGGCCAGGACGAAAACGCGAUGCAGUUAGACGACUUGUGGAAAUUCUCCCUCGCCUCGACCACGUUUGGGCUGUGGAUCGAGGUGAACACGGGUGUUGCCGCAAAGCCGAGUCCACGGCAUCGACCCGCGCUUGCGCUGUACGAGGGACCCGGCACCAGCCCUGAGGCGAGCCACAAUUUGCUGGUGCUCUACGGCGGCCACAGCCGCACGGUGCAAUUUGCAGACUGGUGGACGUUCAAUACCACGACGGAGGCCUGGGCUGGUCCCGUUUUCGCCGGGGGCCCCCUGAUCGAGCCGCGGGCGGACAUGGAAUUACUGCAGUACGACGCCACAACGCUAUUCGCGUGGGGCGGCACCGCGUACCCCAAUUCCGUGGCGGAUUACGAUUCGGGGUUCAUGAUCGAUAUGACGCCCGGGUUUGCGUCGUUUCUACGACGGUACUACGUGAACAUCACUGCGGACCCGGUCGUGCUAGCCCGCGCAACCGGCUUUGCAGCGACCUCGGGUGGGAAGCCGACGGCACGGUACUUGACCGGUAUGGUGAAAUACGGUGACUACGUGUAUUUGACGAUGGGGUAUUCGUCCGUAUCGGGCGCGACCUUUCAAGACACCUGGGCGCUGCAACGGACGGAUACUUUAUCCUCCACCGCGACAACCAAGGGAAGCUACCAGUGGGUCUCGCUCCUGGAUGAGGACGCCAGUUGGACUUCGGGUAAUCACACACUCCGCGCCGCUUUGGCCGCUUCGUACUCCGGGGAUGGCUGGACGGGGAUGGCGGUCAGCGCCUUCAACGACCGCCUGUAUCUCGGCGGAGCGUAUUGGAGCCCGUUAGGGUCUUCGAACGCGGUCAGGUUCUUGGAGAUCAAGAAUAGUAGUAGCUUGACGAAUAACAUCGGCUCGGUGUGGGGCACGGACUGCCGGGCGGCGCAGGCCGACAGCGCGAACGCGACGAACUGGGCUGUUUUACCAAAAUACUGUCGCUGGCAAACGGUGCACACCAAGGUCGCGUCGCCCGCGCCGCGCAGGAACCACGGAGCCGUGGCAUUGGUUGGUUACCUUUACGUGUUCGGCGGACUGGGAAACGCGGGGGCGGAGUUGGCCGACAUGUGGCGGAUGUCGCUCAUGUCGAGCGGAGCUGCGCCGACUACCUGGGAACCGGUUAGAGCGUUUUUAGAUUUUCAUUUUUCUUCGUGUUUUUCAUUCUUUCUCUUUCAUUGGAGCUAGUUGUGAAUGUGGUCACAACCUGUGAAGACUCCUACAAAUAAAACAGGUAAAUCCCUCUUCCUUGGGUCGUGCCAGCAACUCGCCACCGGCUCGACAGCAUGCGCUUGUCGUUCGGUGGGAGUACAUGAUGUUUAUACACGGCGGGUGCCGAAACCUUCCCGGGGCCAGCAGCUGUGGAAACUCCGGGGGAAGUGACGCAACCUACCUAGACGACGCCUGGCUGUACGAUCCGAUUUACAACAAGUAUGUGUCCUUGGGAUCGACCCCGAUCCCCCUUGCCCGCGCGUGCGGCGCCGCUAUUGGGAGUUUUGUGUACAUUUUCGGCGGUGUGACGUCUACCGGGGCGAACGAUAAACUCUUUCGCUUCUACGUCCGGGGAAGGCGGUGGGAGCAACUCGCCACGGGCACGCCCAUUUCAGAUUGCGCGAUGGUGCCGCUGCUACAAGCCGGGUCCAACACGCUUCUCAACGGCAAAAUCGCAAUUCUGCUGGGCGAGACCACCGGACAAAGCUCGCCAAAGCUGGCGCAAGUCUUCGAUGCUUCGUCCUUGAGUGCCACGAACUUGGCGGCCGUGGUGCUGAGCAGGAGAUUGGAAGAGAGGGGAAAUAAGAAGCGAAGAUCUUCUACUUUGCGGGAAGUUUUUGAAAGUAGAAAAAGAACGCUGUCUACUAAGCGGGAAGAGUUAUCAGAGCCCUCUGAAUCGUCCAAGUCCACCAAAAAAGGUGCUGCCUGGCGAGUACUAGAGGGCGAGGAUUACAACGACCUGUCGGUGCCGGUGAGGGAUGCUGGUAAUCUUGACGAAAUUCCUUUUCCAGCAAGCGAGACACGGUUUCUCCGCCGCCGAGCAGGGCCUCCAAGAGCAGGGUUCGUUUCGUUUGGCCAAUCUAUGAUGAGGCAGGAAUCACCUGGAAGUGGUCCUGCUCGCGAAGCAGACGCAAACUCCGCCGCGGACGACGAGGAGGACAAUCACCAGCAUCUUCGAGCCGACCCCCAGUUGUUUGUGUAUGAGGAAAUAAACCGGCUCGAUGGCCGUGCCCUGUUCGAACAUAUCGAGAACGACAUUGCCCUUCACGGCCCCCGCGUGCGCCAACUCACGACAGCGACGGGCGGUAUUUCGAACAGGAAGCACCUCGAGGCGGGGACGACAAAUCUCCCUACUCUGACGACAAACUCGUGGCCGACGUUUUCCGUGGACAGCGAGAUUCCCCGCGGGCAGAUGGCCUACGCUUCGGUGGGAGACUCCGUGUACUUCUUCGGCGGAAAAAUGUGGAGCACUUUGUACGUUUCGGAGAGUAGCCAGGUGCUGCAGCUGAAGCUAGACCAGGAAACGGGAGCGGCUGUCAACGCGUCUUUGGUGAGCAAGUGCCCGACCGUGGAUAUGGCGUUCUCAAAUGUUACAUUCUCAGCUUUUGCGUGAUUUGUCACGCAAAAAGAGCAUCACCGUCCAGCUCACACGGCGAAGCUACUUCGCGUGACAAAUUUUGGAAGGCUAAACAGCAUGUGCAUGGGAAUCUGUGCCGAAUUUGUAAUGCAAGAGUUGCACGCCCCGGCCUUUCCCUGUUGCCAUUCUUGCAUUGCGAAUUCAUGUAACAGUUGAGAGUGUAACAAUUGAGAAGCCCAUAUCGGACGGCUUCUGCUUUGCAAACCCACUUUCCCGGGCCGGCAAGGUGUUCCAGAUGACGCAGCUGAAGGCCGUGCACCACGAUCGGAGGUUUAUUCUCUUUGGCGGCGAGGUCGACGGCCAGGCAACCAACGCCAUGUUCACUUUUGACGUGAACACGGUCACGGAAAGCGCCACCAUCUGCUCGCCCGGGACAGAGCGACAGGUGUAUGCACUGCAAAAGCAUCGCACUCGUAUAAAUGCCAGACUAGCAACAUGACCACAAAUCUGGUCUCUUAGGUAAUUUAGCUGCAUGACAAAAUUUUUAAAAUUUUUCAUGCUGGAUGCAGUUUAUACUAUGAGCGGAGUAACAACUAAGCCAACUAACUCGGCUCCCCGAGUUAGUCACCCGGCCGGCCGAAUCCGGGCGGCCGGACGACUAACUCGGGAUUCUAAGCGCGAAAGUUUUUCUAUAUAGCGACUCUGGGGCCGACGACUUCCGUCAGAGGUGUGUUUUGAAAACGUCCUGGCAACAUAUGCAAUUCGUGCGGUUUUGUGCAUAGUUUUUGUGCUUUCAUUAAAAAACUAGCUUCAGAAGUCGGAAAGCGUGUAAAGUUGUUGCGCUUCGUAAAUGUUAGCUUCACGGCAGGGAAUAUCUCGUCGUGACAAAACAGGCAGACCGCCUGCGUUGCAAAGAAAGCGAAAACGCUGCCCCGCCGACUUUCAAAAAAGACCCCAAGCGCACAAAUAGCAUGCACAAAAGCACACAUCCUCAUAGGGAAUUCCGGCUGUCACAGACUGCGCGAUCGUCGGCCCUUGCCAGCACGAGUUGCCUGCUAACUAGUGGUCGCCACGAGUUACCUGGCUAGGGAACUCGUGCGCGGCGACCAGUCUCGGUCGCCCGAGUGAAAAACUUUCGCGCUUAGAAUCCCGAGUUAGUUGGCCUAGUUGUUACUCCGCUCUAUUGCGAUGUUUUAGAUUUUGCAGUGCAUAAGGUGAACGCGUUAACAAAUCGCGUCAUGUGCACCGCUUGCGCGGCUGGCAAAUACAGUGCUGAUGGCGUGACGUGUCUCCCCUGCCCCGCCGGGACGGCGAGUGCUGCGUUGGGGCUGGCUUCCGCUCUGGGGUGCGUGAGUUGCCCCGCUGGCACGUACAGUGACACUGUGGGUGCAACUAGUUGUAAGCCGUGCGACCAUGGUGCGCAAGUGUGUCCGAUCGGCAGCACCUCCAACCCCAGUGCGGGCCUAGGACCCAUGCCGGCACGCCCGUCCUUCACGGGCAGCGGUGCGACGUGUGCCGUCUCACCGGUGACAGUCACUCCGCCGGAAGCGUAUAGCACAGCGGAGGAAUUGCUUGAACAGAUACAAAAGUACUAAAUUUCUCUUUCAUUAUGAUUCAUUUGCGAUAAAACUUUGUCAUCACCUGGCACUGCCCUUACACUAUCACGUUCUGUUUGCUCUGAGGAAUCGCAUUCGACUGAAUGUUGUAUUACUUGAACGUAUAUGAUAAACUGAUUUGACGCCGGCGGUGGAAGCAGUAUUGUAGCAAAUCCCAACAUGAUCAUGAUCAUGAUUCAACAUUUAUUUAUUUCAGCUUCGUCCUUGCGACCGGUUGCGUCAUUUUCUUCCUCGUUCUCAUCUCUCUCUAUGCCGCGUACGCCGUGAAAGGCGGAGAUUGGGUGCGGCACCGGUUUACAAAGUUCGAUUUUCUCUUUUCCACAAUUCUCGCGGACAAGGACGGGGACAGCCACCCCACCGCUGUCGGCGGGAUUGUGACCAUUGUUGCGGUGCUACUUUUGCUGUAUCUCUGUGGCGCGAUGAUUCUGGCGCUUUUCCUGGAUCCCGUGCGAGAGGAGAAAAAGGUGGUGCCCACCUUCGUAGCCCAGAGCAUGUUGGAGGAAGUAUGGUUAGAAAAAGCGUCCCCACAGCAAAGUCAAGAUGCGAUGAGGCAUCUGCUACACAAAUCCACGAGUUUUGGCUGUUGCGCAUGACAAGUUUCUGCGGCUCGUAGUGUAGUCCUGUUUUGCGCUAGCUAUUGCAAGAGCCGCAUCACAAACGUACUACCUUAUCCUGGUUUGGGCAUGGUAAAUCCCAAAGCAGCAUCAGAGAACGCUCUGCAUGGGGUUGCGCAUGAGAAGCAUUAGCAUUUACUUAUACGCGUGUGCCACUGUGCAUGACAACUUUCGGGGGCCGGGGACGUUUUUGCACAGGAUAGGAAGCGGGCGACAAGAUGGACAAGAACAUCGAGGACAAGUUUACCAUGUACCUCAUCGCGACCGCCCUCGGGUACAACAAGGCUUGCGUGUACAGCAAUGUCAACAACUCCUACGCCUGCCACCCCUCGGCGGCAGCUUCGAACCCGUUCUGCGGGGGCGGUGGGUCAACGUCGCUGUUCUGCGAAAAGGAGGUGGAGGUGUCUAACACGACAACCUAUCCACAGUAAAUUUCCCGUACACGACGCGCAAAUGCCGUUUCUGCAUCACAAAGCUUCCCUUUAAUCCUGUUCGGCAUGACAAGUGGUCUGCUCUAAGUUGCUGAAGUUUAUUUUGAUGCAUGUUGUACAUGUACGGGAAAUUUGUAUUGCAUACAACCAACUGCAAGAUGACCUGGGUAUGUAAAGAUUGCCAGUUCGGCGUGGGGGACGACCGCAUCGUCGAUCUGAGCUUCGGCGAGCCGGACGCGCAGGCCACCGGGCUGGUGGCGGAGGUGAGCACGACAAGUUCGAUCCCGCCGAAGGACGUGCAAGGCAGCGACGAGUACACUCCGGACACGCUGUCCAAGAUUUUGACCACGUUCACGCCGUCGAGCAGGCGGAUCUUCAAGGGCAUCGACCCGAGCACGCUGAAUCUCAAGGCGGUUCCGGCGAUCUACACCUUCGGCGACUCCGGGCCGGAGUGGGACGUCAUACGCACGGGGUUGCAACUGGAGUACAGCAGCCUCUCCAAGGGGUCGGAGGCCACGGAAUCCGAAACCCCGUUCGUCGAGGGACUGCACCUCCGGGUCACGUUCGCGAAGGCGUCCACGACUUUGGUGACCAUAUCCUAAACAAAACCGUCCCCACCCCAGACUUCUCAAGAUGGGGGGGACAAAUCCAUCAGCUUUGGUUGUUGCGCAUGACAAGUUUUGCCCGUAGUGUGAUUCUGUUUCGCUUGUUCAGCAGCAUCACAGUAGAUCUAGCCCAUCGCGCUGCUUGGAGCAUUACAAAAUGCAAAACAAGACUAGAGAAUGCAUCUAAUGGGGCUCCGCAUGCGAAGCAUUCUGAUCAUGCAGCUUAGCAUGACAGCUUUGGGGUGCUGGGGAAGUUUUUACUCAGGAUAAACCAACCGCUUUACGCAGUACGACCUGGAGGUGGUAAUCGGUGCGAUGGGCGGGUUUGCGGAGAUGGUGAUCGGCGGUCUGGGCAUUUCCGUCCUCGCGCUCGCGCACAUGCAGAAAAAGCGCCGUGAAAGGCGCAAGGUUGACAAGACCAAGGUGUGUGUGGUCGAGGUCUGGGCGCAGGCUAUGGCGCUCUCAGCUGUUACAUUCACAACUGUUACAUGAAUUUGUUAUGCAAAAACAGCAAGAGGGAAAGGGGCAAGCUUGCAAGUCUUGCAUCACAAAUUUGGUACGGAUUUAGGAGUUGUCUAGCCCUUCGAUAAUUUGUCAUGCGAAGCAGCUUGAUUGUCUUGCGACUCAUGGCCAUUUUGCAUGACAAUUCAUGUAACAGUUGAGAGUGUAACGCAUGAGAACGCCAUACAGGCGACGCACUCAAUACAGCCGUUUGACGCGGGCAUCGCGAUGUACUACUGCCAGCUGCAGCUCGGUAUGAUAUUUUUUCUGUGAGCUUGCCGAUGGAUGUUCAUGUACAUGUUGCACCAUAAUACGUACGAUUCAUUUAAAAUUAUUUGCUGUAGUGGAUAACGCUUGCGCUACAUCAACGACCGGGAGUAUGGAGAUCUCGAGGAACCACAUGUGGGCAACAUCGAGCAAUCUUCCAGACAUGGAUGAAAAUGCAAUUCGUUAUAAACAUCAGGAACCGAGAAGCAGUUUCGCUACAACGAUUUGGAUACCGAUCUGGUGCAAUCCAACGGGGAACACAUGAUCAUGGAGAAAAUAGACGAAUACUUCCGGGUCGAAGUGAAAAAAUCCGAUGUGAUAUCGCAUGGCAAAUCGAAAUCAUGAUAAAAUUUGCGAGGACCAUCAGGAUUAAGCUACUGAUUCUGAAUUUCGGAAAGAAAUCCGUGUCUGCUGCAUCAUGUUACUAGCAUGCUUGUUUUGCAUGAUUUUGAAAGAAUAUUUUGAUUUUCGACAAAUCAGAUGGUUGUUCAUAUCCAUGCUGCUGGACAUCAGUACUUAUUCCUCCACACAAUUAUGCAGAUGGAUUCACAUUGUGAUUUCGAUUUUUCUCCCCUCGCAUACCCUGACGUGAUCGGAUACACCCUGGACGGCAUCGAUCUGCAAGGCAGGCUAGAGUUCCGGGACACGAUGCACAACAGUCUGGUCGCCCAGUGCAUGUUUGACCUUCCCGGCGAUAAAUCCGGGGGUGCGAAGAGGAAACUGCUGGAAAACGCGGGGGCUUUGUCCGACAGCCAGCUAGACGACGCAAAAAUGACCCGCAGGUACCACCUGGCACUCCGGCCGCCGGUGCGGACGCAGGCGACCGCCAAGACCGAGCGGCCCGCGCUCACCGAGGUGAUGCUGCGGUGCCAAAGGUAUGUCGAAAAAAGGGAACUGGACGCGGAAAAGGAAAUUGUCUACGGCCCAAGGAGAGCGAAAAUGUUGAGACAGGUAUCUACUUCGAGUCGAGUCUGCGAAAUUGCAGUUUUUUCAUUCUUCUUUUUUCGCUCCUGUAAGUGAGAGACAAUAGAAGAACUGCCGCAAUCGCUCUAGCAAUUUUGAAGCGUUCAUGAUAAGUAUGUGCAUCUCGCUGACGGUCGCGCUCUACUGCCGAAAGAAACUUCUUACAGGCGACUGAGCUUCCUAUGGACGAGACCAAGCUGGUUCGUAACUGGGUCGAAGUGAACACGGCGCUCGUACGCAUAACCACGCAGAUCGAAGCCCUGACGCGGAAAUGCGACGCCACCAUUGACGACGCGGCGCUGGCGCAGAUCAAGGGCAGCCUGGAUUCCCUGCAGCAGGCCCAGGACCUGGACCAGCGGGCUGCCAACGUACUGAACCGCAACAGUAUGCUGCUCGCGCGCCAGAAGGAGGCACAGGACGCUGCCGAAUCCACCUCGCCGAAAAGCACCGGUGGAAGGGGGUUCUUUGGCUUUGGGUCCUCGUCGUCCUUUCUCUCCUCAGCCACAAGGAAGUCCUCCCCGACGAAGCAGGUCGAUAACCUGGACGAGGAGAAGGCCCUGAAGAUAAUACGUGCCGAGGUGGAGACCCGUUUGCAGAAGGCGAUUACCGGCGUGCAGGACCAGAUCGACGAGCUGCGCUCCAGCUACGUGGACCGGAGCACCCUGGACCGGGUGAUGACGCGGCUAGAUGGCAUAGAGCAGGAACUGUUUCGUUCCCAAAAUACUAAACCAUCCUCGCCACGGCGGGCCAGCUCGGGGGUGACCGCAGCGGGGGCCGUGCGGCACCACCGCUCCGGGGGCCGGACGUCCUCGCGGAGCGCACGAACAAAUGGCGCGCAGCAAGGAACGGGGGCAACGUCGCAACAAGAGGAAACGAGUGGCGGUAGUGUCUUCGGAAGUUUGUUCGGGUCAUUCUCCGGCGGUGGUACUACGAAGGGUGGCGGCAGUGACGAGAGUGCUGCAGCAGCUUCUACAACUACCCAAAGAUUUCAACCGCCUGCCAGAGGGUGACUCAGCCAGAGCCGCUCUGGCGUUCUAUGUAGUUUCCCGAUCAUGUCGUCAUGACAUAAAUUCUAAUUCAAGGGGACAUUGCGACGGGAUUUUGCGUUUUUUUUUGAAUUUUUUUUGCGCAGCUUCGGUUUGCAAAUUUUUUUUCAAGUGCGACGCGUUGGCGUUCGCUUUUGCAACUUUCAUCAUUAUGACCUGAUUUGUUUUUCUAAUUUGAUCAUCGGGACACAGUGUCCACUUUGCUGGAGUUUCGAAAAAUAUUAUACCAAAAUUAGCGCUAGGUCCUCGAGGCCUGGGAAGAAAGAAAGAAAAUUAAUGCGCAUCAAGAUUUUUCCACACACAUUUUCGUGUGAUGCGAGGCGGGAACUAUGGAGAGCCUCUUUACGUUUACGCGGUAAGAGAAUGAGACGCACGCUCGAUGCACCAGGGGCUGUGCUCAAAACCAAAUUGCGAACGCAACAAGCGACUGCAGAUCCACCGGUGAAUAAGCAGUAGUCGACGCGAUUCUUGUGGUAGGCGCAGGUGGUUUCUCCCCCAUGUAGUUUUGCGUAUACCUAAAGCGAUUCAAAAAUGGACUCCAUCUUCGAUAUGGUACACGUACAACAGAAUGAUUUGCCAAGACCUGUAUGAUGAACAUGAACUUGCAAGAAUUGUAAACAAAAAGAUAAAUAAUCAGAAGCUCUGCUGGCUAGUAAUUGUAGUAU